CGUUUUAGUGUGUCUUAAAGCCUCGCCUUGCCAAAAUCCAUAGAAACCGGGUGACAAGACGAGAACGAUGAGCAGAGCAGGCUACACAGGACAACACACACCAAGACACUGUAACACAAGAGGCUUACUGUCCUCUGUGUAUGGACACAUUGAGAGACCCGGUCACCAUCCCCUGUGGAGACACCUACUGCUUGGAAUGCAUAAAGAUCUACUGGGACCAGUUAGACCACAUGGGUUUGUACAGCUGCCCACAGUGCCGUACAACCUUCACACCACGGCCCGUGCUGAGACGCAAUCCGCCCGACGUAAAACCUAAGCCGCAGCGCCAACUUCCGGAGCUCAGUCCUUUCCCCUACAUGCAGCGGGAAUCCUUCUGCGAUUUCUGUAUUGGCCGCCGUAACAAGGCCGUCAAGUCGUGCCUCGUGUGCCUAGCCUACUACUGUGAAACGCACGUCAAGCCACAUUAUGAGUCGUCCACCUUCAGGAGACACAAGCUGGUGGAUGAGACGGGCCACCUGGACAGGAAGAUCUGCCCCCAGCAUGAGAAAGGCCUGGAGCUGUUCUGUCGCUCUGACCAGAUGUGUAUCUGUGUGCUGUGUACUGUCAAAGAGCACCGCAGCCACAACAUUACCUCAGCAGAAGAAGAGCGCAUCGAAAAACAAAAAGUCUUGUUGGCCACCCAGUCUGAAGUCCAGCGCAUCACUCAGGAGAGGAUAAAGGAGCUGCAGGAGCUCAAACAUAAUGUAGACAUUCUCAAAAGUUGUGCCCAGCGAGCUCAGGCAGGAAGUGAUAAGACAUUCCACGAAAUGCUGCAGGCGGUGGAGCGCUGGAAGGCUGAAAUCAAUCAGAUGAUAGUGACCAACAUGCAGUCAGUCGUGUCGCAGGCUAAGGGCUAUGUGGAGCGUCUGGAGCAGGAGAUCAUGGAGCUGCAGCGCAGAGACACAGAGCUACGGCAGAUCAUCGAAACAGAGGACAACAUUCAUUUUCUGCAGAAUUUUCCGACCCUGUGUGCUCCUCCUGAGGCCAUGGUGCCGAAAGUGCUUAUCAACCCUCAGUUCUCCUUUGGAGAGAUGAGCAAGACAGCCACAGAGAUGAAGGAACAUGUGGAUGACAUCUGUAAGAAGGAAUUGAGCAAAAUCUCCAAGACAGUCAGUGAAACCCCUGUGUACAUAUUGUUGCCAAGAAAUGGAGAAAAACAACUCAAAGCAGUUCCUUCUGGAGUUGAUUUACAGGAGCCAAAAACCAGGAAAGACUUCUUAAGAUACUGCUGCAAGAUGUCCAUUGAUCCAAACACGGUCUCUAAAGAGCUGGUCUUGUCGGACAGGAACCAGAGGGUCACCCGGAAGAAAACAAUCCAGUUUUAUCCAGAUCAUCCGGAACGCUUUGAUGGCUUCUGCCAGGCGCUGUGCAAGGAGCCUCUGACUGGUUUCCGAUUUUACUGGGAGGCAGAGUGGAGCGGGGAGUUUUCCAUCGGGGUGGCCUACAAGAGCAUCAGUCGCAAGGGGAAGAGUUCGCACAGCCUGCUGGGCUACAACGACAAGUCUUGGAGUCUCCUUUGCUCAGACUCAGGCUACUCUGCCUGGCACAACAAAGUAGACAGAGACCUUCCUGAUGCUCCCAAGGCCACACGAAUUGGUGUGUACCUGGAUUAUGCAGGCAACACUGUGGCCUUUUACUCAAUAUCAGAGGCCAUGGAGCUUAUCCACAGAUUCAAAGCUCAGUUUAGUGAGCCUUUGUAUGCUGGUUUUGGUGUGGGCUCCUCUGUUACCCUCUGCCAGCUACAGCCAUUGUGAAGGGUUCAGAACUUACAUGUACUGUAUACAGUGUUAGAUAUUGACUGUACAGUACAAGGUAAAGUUAUGGUCUGCCAAAUUGAAUGCAUAUUAUAAGUGUCACGAUGGGUAAUGUGAGGGCAAUGGGGAUUGGACCCAAAUACAGACAGAACAGGCAGACUGGUGAAGUUCAAGGAUUUAUUGUUAAGGAAUGGGCUUACAGGCAAGUGUUGUUAGGCAGGAGAUAUCCACUCAAAUGCAAAUGGAAACGACUGAACUGGCAAUUAAGAAAGGAAACGAACUUGUAUUUCACUAACAAAGACCACGCCUACGAACGUAGAAGAUUAACAAUGGUUUAUUGCUUGUAAUGGAGCCGAGAUGGAAGAGAAAGGAUCGAGUGCCCGGAGGGUGG
This is a messenger RNA of Micropterus dolomieu (smallmouth bass), 2184 nucleotides long. RefSeq names its product finTRIM family, member 84 (gene ftr84). NCBI's taxonomy places the organism in Eukaryota, Metazoa, Chordata, Actinopteri, Centrarchiformes, Centrarchidae. The record is from RefSeq and is a predicted model, not a curated record. The coding region runs from base 141 to 1793 and encodes 550 amino acids. The transcript is spliced from 8 exons. Gene Ontology annotation, molecular function: protein binding; zinc ion binding.